Molecule: messenger RNA, 882 nt
Organism: Manis javanica (Malayan pangolin)
Lineage: Eukaryota; Metazoa; Chordata; Mammalia; Pholidota; Manidae
Product: amine sulfotransferase-like
Molecular function (GO): sulfotransferase activity
Source: RefSeq, a predicted model, not a curated record
AUGGAAGACAAAGAAAACUUUUUAUUCAAAUGUAAAGGAUAUAAUUUUAUAAAUAGUGAAAUUGAUAUUGACUUUUUAGAAAAUUUGGAUGAUUUUGAAAUCAGAGAUGAUGAUGUCUUCAUAAUCACAUACCCCAAAUCUGGAACCAUGUGGGUUCAGCAGUUACUGAGCCUGGUUUAUUUUGAAGAGCAUCGCAAAAGAACUGCAAAUGUGGACACAAUUGAUCUAGUCCCCUUUCUUGAAUACUAUCUUCCACCAAGUGACUUUGACAAAAGACCAUCUCCUCGUCUGUUCUGUAGCCACAUUCCAUACUACUUGGUGCCCAGAGGGCUGAAGAAGAAAAAAGCCAAAAUUAUUUAUGUGUACAGGAACCCUAAAGAUGUUAUGUGCUCAUUUUUUCAUUUUUCAAACUUGAUGAAAACAUUGAAACCAUCUGGCAAUAUGGAAGAAUUCAUGGAACUCUUUUUAGAAGGAAAAGUAAUGGGAAGUCUUUGGUUUGACCAUGUCAGAGGUUGGUAUGAGCACAAAAAUCACUUCAAUAUUCAGUUCAUAAUGUAUGAGGACAUGAUAAAGGAUCUGAGAAGUUCUAUAUUAAAAGUCUGUAAAUUUCUGGGGAGAGAAUUGAGUAAGGAAGACAUGGAUGCUGUUGUGACUCAAGCCACGUUUGAAAACAUGAAGUCUGACCCACGUGCAAAUUAUGAAAAUGCACUAAUCAAGCGACCUGAAAUUAGAAGGACACAUGGCCAUUUCCUUCGCAAAGGUACCAUUGGAGACUGGAAAAAUCACAUGACUGUUGCCCAGAAUGAAAGAUUUGACAAGAUUUUCCAAAAGGAGAUGAAGAAUUUACCCUUGAAGUUCAUCUGGGAUAUAAAUGAAGAAUAG